Molecule: messenger RNA, 1335 nt
Organism: Pelmatolapia mariae (spotted tilapia)
Lineage: Eukaryota; Metazoa; Chordata; Actinopteri; Cichliformes; Cichlidae
Product: patatin-like phospholipase domain-containing protein 2
Exons: 8
Coding region: 1-1335 (444 amino acids)
Biological process (GO): triglyceride catabolic process; lipid homeostasis
Cellular component (GO): cytoplasm; lipid droplet; membrane
Molecular function (GO): triacylglycerol lipase activity
Source: RefSeq, a predicted model, not a curated record
AUGUUUAACUGGGUCGAGGAGUGGAACAUCUCUUUUGCAGGCUGUGGAUUCAGGAGCAUUUACUACGUGGGAGCUUUGAGCUGUAUCCUGGAGCGGGCUCCACAGCUGGUUCAUGGUGCUUCUAAAAUUUGUGGAUCUUCCUCUGGGUGUCUCGUGGCUGCAGCUCUCACUGUUGGCAUUCCCAUUGAACAGUUGUGUGCUGAUAUUUUAACCACAGCGAAGGAGGCAAGAAAACACACCCUUGGAGUUUUCCACCCGACCUUCAGCCUGCUCCGGACAGUCAGGGACUCCCUGCUGGAAAAGCUUCCAGAAGAUGCCCACCUCCGGGCUUCUGGAAGGCUCUGCGUGUCUCUCACCCGAAUAGCUGAUGGGAAAAAUGUUUUGGUGUCCGAGUUUGCCAGCAGAGAGGAGCUCAUUCAGGUUCUCAUGUGCAGCUGUUUUUUCCCUGUUUACUGUGGUUUCAUCCCACCUUCAUACCAUGGCAUGCGCUACAUGGAUGGAGCACUGAGCAACAUGAUGCCGUUGUCCGAGCAGAGAAACACCAUCACCAUAGCCCCGUUCUCAGGUGAGAGUGACAUUUGCCCCAGAGAAGGGUCAUACAAUUUCUUUGAAGUCCACUACGGAAACGUCAGCAUUCAGGUCAACACAGGGAAUGUAUAUCGAGUCUGUACAUCCUUCCUCCCCCCCAGACUUGAGAAGCUGGCUGAGAUAUGCCACAAUGGCUACAUGGAUGCUCUUUGUUUCCUGAGAGAGAAAGAUCUGCUUACAGCACAAAAUAUUCACAGCAGUGCAGUGGUAGGAGCCAAAUCUCCUUGCUGUGAGCAGAUGAAGGAAGUGGGUCGAGCAGAAGAGAGGAUGAUGAAGUGUCACAAGGAAAACCAUCAGUGGCUGGACCACAGAGUCAUUGAGAACCUCCCAGUGGCUAUCAAGAAAGUGCUAUGUGAGGCAUGCAGGGAUAGUCAUGACGGUAGCAGCUGGAGGCCGCAUUACAGGGACUUCCUGACAAUGAAUUUGUUUACCUAUCUACUUACCUUCCUCAUCUUACCUGUUGAGCUGACCAUCUUUUUUACCAAAAGCGCAUCUCGAGAGAAUAACUGCAUCUGCGGGUCAUCUGAUUCAGACAGCAGGAAUCAGAGAGGACGAGACAUAAAUACACAAACUCUGAAAUCAAAGAUGACCUCAAAUUCUAAAAUGAAUCUCUGCUGGGACACCAAUGGCAACAUGGACCUUAUGCCCCCAGUCUCAACUAGAACUGCAUCUGGCCAGGUGAUGUUAAACACACCAGGAAAUGGACCUGUAAUCAACCAUAAAGAAAGUGGAAAAAAGAUUGAUUAA